Fonsecaea nubica is the source of this 1683-nucleotide messenger RNA. RefSeq lists its product as hypothetical. Gene Ontology annotation, biological process: amino acid transmembrane transport. Gene Ontology annotation, cellular component: membrane. Gene Ontology annotation, molecular function: amino acid transmembrane transporter activity. The coding region runs from base 1 to 1683 and encodes 560 amino acids. NCBI's taxonomy places the organism in Eukaryota, Fungi, Ascomycota, Eurotiomycetes, Chaetothyriales, Herpotrichiellaceae. The record is from RefSeq and is a predicted model, not a curated record. The transcript has 2 exons.
AUGGCGGACAACGUCGAGUACGACCCUGAAAAGGGCAUUGAACCAGUCAAAGGCCGAGGUAUCGUCGAUGAGAAGGGCCACAAUGCCUCCUUGACGGGACGAAAGUCGUCUGUCGUCGAGUCAAUUAUUGCAGCCGACUUGCUCGAUGAACGAUAUGCCACCACUCACCGUGGCCUCAAGAGCAGACAUGCUCAAAUGAUUGCUCUAGGCGGAACUAUUGGUACUGGUCUCUUCGUCGGUUCCGGUGCAACGCUUGCUCUCGGUGGUCCUGCCUUCAUAUUGGCGGCCUAUGUCAUCAUGACCUUUCUGGUAUAUUGCGUCGUUACCGCCAUCACCGAAGUGGCCGCCUACCUCCCCGUCCACGGUGGAACCAUGUCUUAUUACGGCUACCGAUACGUUUCUCGCUCCAUGGGCUUUGCGCUGGGCUACCUCUACUGGUACGCCCUGGGUAUCCUCGUGCCGUACGAAAUUACCGCCGCCGGCCUGGUCAUCGACUACUGGCCCAACAAUGUCAAUAUCGCCGUCUGGAUGACAAUCAUGCUGGUCGUCAUCAUCGCUCUCAACUUCCUCCCUGUCAGAUUCUAUGGCGAGACGGAAUUCUGGUUCGCCGGGACCAAAGUCAUCUUGAUGGUUGGCCUCCUCAUCCUCAGUUUCAUCCUCUUCUGGGGUGGCGGACCUAGCCAUGAUCGUCUAGGUUUUAGAUACUGGCACGAUCCUGGCGCAGCACAUCCCUACAUCGUCGGAGGCGACACAGGCCGCUUUGUCUCCUUCUGGGAAACCUUGGUCCUGUCUGUUUUCCCCUUCACCUUUGCUCCCGAACUCUUGGUCGUGACGGGCGGGGAAAUGGAAUCACCACGACGCAACCUACCCCUUGCCUCCAAGCGGUAUUUUUACCGCCUGGUGAUCUUUUACGUCCUCAGUGUCUUGGCCAUUGGUCUGACCUGUCCCAGCGAUGACACCCGCUUGACUGACGGCGGGGCUGGGGCCAAAUCUUCGCCGUUCGUCGUCGCUGUCGCCAACGCCGGUAUAGGCACCCUCCCGUCCAUCGUCAACGCCGUGAUUCUUAUCUCGGCCUGGUCGUCCGGCAACUCCUUCCUCUACAUCUCCUCACGCGCGCUUUAUUCGCUUGCGGUCCAAGGCUCCGCUCCGCGAAUCUUCAAAGCCUGCAAUCGCUGGGGUGUCCCUUACAUGGCGGUCGGCUGUUCGUCCCUAUUCUGCGCUCUUGCAUACCUCAACGUCGCCUCCAAUGGCUCUACGGUCUUCAACUGGUUUGUCAAUCUCACAAACACGUGGGGUAUGACGAGCUGGGUAUGUUGUAUGAUUGUCUAUCUCCGCUUUCGGAAGGCCUGCAAGGCGCAAGGGAUCGAGCCCAUAUAUAGCAACUGGCUUCAACCUUGGGGAGCCUAUAUCGCCAUGGUGGCAUUCACAAUCCUCUGCCUCAUCAACGGCUUUACCGUUUUCUUCCCCAGCAAGUGGUCGGCGUCUUCAUUCUUGACCGCUUACAUCGGAAUCCCCAUCUUCUUCGUCAUGUACGUCGGGCAUCGGAUUGUGUUCUGGGGAGACAAGUGGGCGUGGGACCCGAUGGAGGUGGACAUGCACACGGGCUUGCAGGAGGUUAUCGACGCCGAGAAGCCACUGAAGAAGAGGAAAGGAUUCGCCAGGAUCUGCAUGAUUAUCGAAUAG